GUCACUAAGGAGGAGUGGGCGUGUUCUUCUGCGCGCCGCAUCGUUUGAUGUCCCCCUCCCUACUCUACCCCCACCCCACCCAACGAACCUACACGGUGGUGCUCUCAGGGGGCGAGCUUGGACCAAUCAAAGCGAUCAAAGCAGAUUCUCCUCGCAUGAGGAUUUUUGGUCUGGAAGCAGAUCCGCGUGCGGCGCACCGGUCAGCGGAGCAGCACCGCAGCGCAGCGCGCCUGAGAAGUUACAGCAGAGGGGUCCGCAGUUGGCCAAGACGCGUUCAGCUCAUGGACUAGCUAAACAGAAUGUCAUGAAAUAUUUUGUCAGCCAGUAGAGGUGAUUUCAGUUUUUCUCUUAUUUUGGACUCUCUAAAGGAGGGAAAACACUGGCGACAUAAACCCCCCAAACUGGCAUUGUGCGCGCAGGAGGUGGAAGAGAUUUUUUAAAAGAUGCAGGUAGAUCGGAGAUGCGCGGUUUGCUGUGCUUGGUUUACCUGGCUGCUCUUACUUUUCUCAACUCUGAGCGUCGGGGCGAGCGGGGUGGGAGGCACCCACAAGAGCAUCCCUGCGUCCGUGGUGAAGUUGUGGGCAUCAGCAUUUGGUGGUGAGAUGAAGUCCAUUUCUGCAAAGUACUCUGGCUCCCAGCUGCUGCAAAAGAAAUACAAAGAGUUUGAGCAUACAGUGCGGGUGGAGGAGAUCGAUGGGCUUCGGCUGGUGAAGAGGCUGGCAAAGAACAUGGAGGAGAUGUUUCACAAGAAAGCCCAGGCCAUGAAGAUAAAACCAUCCGGCCAACUCAAUGCAACUUUCUACUAAACACGGAGAGACGAUGGCUCCUGCUAAUGGCGUCUCUAAAACCCUCACCUCGAUGACUGAUAAUUGUAGAUCUCGAGGGACUUUCUGUGUGAGUUUACAUGUGUGCGCCGUGUGAACGCUGUGCAUGUUAAUGUGAGGUGGAGAUGAAACACUGGUCAGCAAGCUAAUGCACUUUUGCUGUCAAGAAGGCAGAAAAACAAAAAAGGUGGCAGAAAAGCAAGGCAGCGUGUAAGAGGAAAAAAAUGUAAAAGGGAAGAAGGAGUGGAAAGUAAUGCCUGCACACUCUACACAGGAGUUUUAACCCCUGUCCUGCUGCUAUCAGGAUUACACUUCACCUUCUGGUUUUCAUUCCUGGCAGUCGGCCUUGUGAUGAGUUGCUAGUGGCGGAAUUGUAAUGGAUUCUCCCAUGAGUGCCUUUCUCUCUCCAUCUUGCUCUAAUUUCUCGUGGCUUUUAUUCCUAAAACUCACAUCUCUCUGGCCUUGUGUGCCCUUCUUUUAGCCUUCUUUAAGCAUCCCUCUCUUUUUUGUCUAUGUUUCCUCUCUCUACCCCCCCCCCCCCCCACGCCCCCAUCUCUCUGUCUUUUGCUUAAGUAUAUUUGACGCUUCAGCGAUUCAGUUUCUGUGCAGGCGCUCUCCCCUGCCUGCCAUUGUGGUUUUAUCUCUUCGUUGGUCCAAUCGCUCACUACCACCUGCUAUGAGACGGCAGCCUCCAUUACCGUAAAAGGGAGCACCUGUAAAUGUGUGAGUGUGUGUAUGUUUGCUAACAUAAUAUUUUUAAUGUGGAGAGAGACGUCGUUUAUUGGUAUCAGUUCAGAUUUGCCCUUUUAUUACAGCCUAUGUGGAAUUAAGCCCAUUAAUAAGAACUGGGCCCCAUCAAUUGUUCCAUUGAUGAUGAGAGUGAAGAAGUGGUUUCACACCUCAAAGUGUGACACAUUCUGCUACAGUGACAUGCAAACAUGUAAAAACAGAUUUUUUAGGCCUGAUACUGUUGGCUUUUGGGUAAGUGAGGUGUUAUUUUCCCAAAGUAAUUGUGUUUAGAGUUUGAAAUUUCUUUUACCUCUUGGGCUAAAAAUGAAACAGAAUUGUUCAGCCUACAAAUAAAUGUAGAAAUAAAAACUCUUAAGACAGCGUGUAGGGUGCUCAGCCUCACAUUUACAAAAGUCUCACUUGCACGCCCCUUUCUAGGCUUCCUUGGUAUCAAACACAAGGCAUCCUUAUAGGCAACCUCCAGCGUACGCAUACUUUCUUACAGGUUGUCCAGGUGUGCCGUGUGCAACGGUGUACAAUCAGCCUUAAACAAGGUUACAUUUACUUUAUCAGAACAAGACCCAAACUUAUUUUCCUGGGCAUAUAACAUACGGCACUGCCUAUACAUCCUGUCAUGUCCUCUGUGAUUAUAUGACCAAGAUUUUUGACUUCCUUGGUAUAAUUGGUCACUCUGAGCUUUUUACGCAGACUGAACAUGGAAAUGGUCUCCUACUUCUGCAUUCGCUUUUGAUAGAAAAUAGAUGGUGAAACUCUAGAAUUUGAAAAGCAUCGCAUAUCUAUGUCAAGCAGUUGCUUGGACUCAUCCAUAUUGACUCGAGACAGGGAAGGCUGUGGUUGUUUUCGCAUCCAGCAAACAGCUAGCAGAAGCUAACCAUUAGCAUUAACAACUCAACCACACCGAAAAGCUCCUCCAGACUUGUGUUAUUUAAGGAGAUAUGUAACACAUUUCGCAGAGCAAACUGAGUUAGUUGUAGUGGUAGAGUCACGUUGUUAUUGUCCAACUCAAGGCAAGAUAUCCAAAUAUAAGGAUAUAAAACUCCAAAUCCUGCUGUAUGCUUCCACUCUCUGCUGCAGCAGACUUCUCCGUGUUGAUCAGUGACACAUCUGGGCUUUUUUGCCUUGAGUACAGCUUGCAAGGCAUUCAUUGUAACACUAACCCUAAAGAGCUCACUGGUAAUGUAUUGAUUAAGCAGAGUUUCCCACACCUUUAAAGGGAGUUUCUAUUGAAAAGUUACAGACAACUACUGUAUUGUCCUUUCUAAGUAGCUAUUUGGGACAAACUCUGUUUAAAGAAACAGAUAUUAGUUUUGACGAGAUUGAUGAGCCAACAGCUAGGCACAGCAGGACCAAGACUAGUAAGUAAAAAAGUAAAUGAAACGUAUUAAUAGAGCGGCUUUUGCAGAUAAGGAUGCCGCAAAGCAUACUCACUACCCAAAGCUCAUGACCAUAAGCGAGGGCAGGAACGUAGAUCGACCGGUAAAUCGAGAGCUUCGCCUUCUGACUCAGCUCUCUCUUCACCACGACAGACCUGUACAAUGCCCGCAUCACUGCAGAUGCAGCACCAAUCCGCCUAUCGACCUCAUGCUCCAAUUUUCCCUCACUCGUGAACAAGACCCCGAGAUACUUAAACUCCUCCACUUGGGGCAGGACCUCAUCCCUGACCCAGAUAACGUUAUUGAAGAAAAAAGUAAGAGCAAACUAAAAGUUUAACGGCUUGCUUUACUGAUGGGGAUAAAAGCUGUGUUAGGUAGUCGGGUCCCUGGUUAUUCAGAGCUCUGUAGCCACAGAGCCAGUGUAGAGAGUGUGUCAUCGGGGUCUGGCAGACACUUUUUAAAUGGCUCUAGAGGGAUGAUUUAUUCAGACCAGGAAAAGUAGUGUUACAAAAGUCCAGACAAAAUAAAACAAAGGCAUGGGUUAUUUUUUCCAAAAUUUGCAGGUGAAACGGUCUUCUGAAUUUUUGAGAUGUUUCUUAAGUGAAAGAAACAGGAAUGGGAGUAUGUGUGAAUCAAAGCUCAAAACAGAAUCAAAGAUUAUGCCUAGACGAAGGUCAUCACUGUAAAAGUGGUUUAAGAUGUCAGGGAAAGACUGAUUUAUGGUGGCUAAUGGAAGGACACAGAAAGAAAAUAAUGUGCUCCAGAACCAAGCCUUGUGGGACCCCACAAACAUUGCAUGUUUAAGUGUUUGGGGAAAAAGGAUUACACAUCAUUCCUAUUUUCUCCACAAAAAGUGUACACACGUUCUUCUUACUUUACAUUUUCAUUAUUUUUGCACUUUUGUUUGUAAUUUCUAGUGAGUCUGGCACUACUUUGCAGUUAAAUAAACAUCAGAGAACAUUAGUGAAGAAAAAAGUUGGCAGACACCAUCAAUCACUGUUUCUGAGCUAAAUCUGAUCUUAUGAUCUGUAUGAAAGCAAAGUAUUCAUGCAAUUACUUUGCCCAGUAAAAUACAUUUUGCAUUGUCAUAGUCUUUCUGAGCUUUGCUUUCAGUAUUGCCUUAAUUUAGCAUCUGACCUCAGGCUCAUAUCACAAACAUCAUCGUUAUCUGUUUUGGAAUAAGGGUGACCACAAACUACGAGGCAAAUUCAGUUGAUGUCAGAGCAGCAACCAUCUCCGUCAUCUGGCUCCUCUCAGGCUGAUUUCCUGUCACAGAGAAAUCAAAGAAGAGUCACAGAAGAGGUUUUUAGACUGAUGAAAAAAGUUGUGUAAGGCAGGACAGGUGGGAAAGGUAAAUGUCAGGAGGAGAUGGGUCGAUGGUUCAGUCUUGGCAUAAAAUGAGAAUAAGGAAAGAGGAAAUGUGUGGCAAAGACAGGGAGAAGUGGUGGAGAGUGGGGACUAUGUUGUGUUCAAUACUUCAGUUUCACUCUCAGUCAGCUGGCAUCGCUAUUGAUAAUUAGCACUUGAUGUUUCAAGUCUACAGCUCCCUUUGCUAUAAUUGUUUUUUAUCUUAUCUUAUUUAUCUAUGCCAUGCUCCAGUUAUUUGGCUUGGAUCCAAUCAAAACCUGUUCAACAGAAGAAAGAAAGUGUCAGAGAACACAAUCCAAGUUUGUUGAUGCUCUGACUUUUUGGUGGCUGCCUAGUUUGAGAUUCUUAAUUGUGAUGCCUUGUUAGCAUUGAUGUGCUAGCUCAAGCCAGUUCUGCUCAGCCAAUCCAAGACCUCUGGCACAAUUCAAGCCUCAAUGAUCUGCCCUGCUUCUGUUGGAGGUCAAGUCUUAGUUGGCAUUUCCUGUGUAAAUGAUGGGUAGUUUACAUCUUACUUAUGAACCAUAAAAUGUGAGAUUCCAUAGAAAUAUGAAAUAUCAAUCUGAUGGAUCUUUGAAUAUUUCAACCAGAAGAUCAGAACUUUUUAUUGCAGGGAUUACUUGACACUUCGCAUUAACUCUGAGGAAAGAGAGAGAGAGUCAGGUUUAUAAUAGUUAAGAGAUGUAUUUCUACACAAUUUAAAUGGGCAUUAUGGAAGUUUGACAGCCAAAACAUGUGUAGAAAUAAUAGAUUUCUUCUUAAUACAUUCUCCUGCAAUGCCCUGGUCCUGUAGAAUGAGCCCUGGCAUUUUUACUGUGAUUGCCUAUUUUUCUGUAAAAUCACAGAAAAAGAGAGCUGCUCGGGUCGAGCAGGCUGCUUCAUGCGCGUUCACGCUCAGGCAUAGCCCUCCAAACCGUUCUUUGAACUUUGUUUCAGCUGUCAUCAAAGAUAUAAAUGUUACAGACACAAAGUGUGUCAUUGGUGCUUUAGCUCGCCUAGUAAGACCUCGGACUUUCGUGCAGAGGACCCGGAUUCGAUUCUGGAUGCGAACAUAGUUUAUUUAGAGUUUCAUUUUUACAUUAAUGGUAUAUU
Nothobranchius furzeri (turquoise killifish) is the source of this 5404-nucleotide messenger RNA. NCBI's taxonomy places the organism in Eukaryota, Metazoa, Chordata, Actinopteri, Cyprinodontiformes, Nothobranchiidae. The record is from RefSeq and is a predicted model, not a curated record.